AAUGGUAGAUGCCAAAAUGACAGUCUUUGAUCAGGAUUUGCUGAAAUCAUAUCAUUGUAUCAUUUACGGUAACAAGGUGCUCUACAUUGACUUUGUUACCAAGAAGAAUGUCCAGGAUUUCGACAUGAAAAUGACAAUGUUUGCGCUAAAGCAAAGCAAUCAUCAGGUGAAUGUCCUCAACAUAACAUUGCCGGGAUGUAAGACCCUGAGUCAAACGCAAAGGGCAAAUCUAUUAAAAAUCGUAGCUCGAGAAGUUUUUCGUGUCGCUAAUGUGCCAAAGAAAUGUCCACUCUUAAAGGACACAUUAUAUUCUAUCAACAAUUACACAAUAAGAGAUGAUGAUUUCCCAGUGUUUACACCCACAAUAACAUGGCAAUUACAUUUUGAUAUUUUGAUUGCGAAUCAAACGGUUGCGAAAGUAACAAUCAAUGGACGUGUUCGAAAAUUAUUAUGAAGUCUAAACCUAGUAUGACAAUAAAAUGCA
Musca domestica (house fly) is the source of this 484-nucleotide messenger RNA. RefSeq lists its product as uncharacterized. The record is from RefSeq and is a predicted model, not a curated record. The coding region runs from base 2 to 454 and encodes 150 amino acids. NCBI's taxonomy places the organism in Eukaryota, Metazoa, Arthropoda, Insecta, Diptera, Muscidae. The transcript has 2 exons.